UCGGAUGGUCGCAGUCGUAUAUCCAUUGCGCCUUUGGUAUCUGGACCUGUGAUGAGCAUGGGUCAUGGGUAACGGUUGCUACCAGGCGCGGAUCUCCUUCGACAUCUGUCAACUGCUCAAUUUCAGGCAGGACUUCUUACAGGGCGUUCUCCCUUCAACCAAACCACCAUGGCACAUCGUUUUCUCAACGCUGCAAAGGCAAAUUGGAGACUUUCUAGCACUCGGAAACCAACAGUAAUAAACACGAACUUGAAGCGUCAGGUGGACGAAAUGAAAAACCUGUUUGGUACACCUUCCCUGUUAUUAUCCGUCUCCUUUAUAUUUAUUAUCUUAUAUACAGAAACGGUAAACAAUUUGACGCGAGAGGAAUACGAAGAGCUAAUAAGGAAGUUUGGAGUGGCUGACGAUGAUGUCAAAGCCUUAGCCCCACUUCCCGAUGAGAACGAUCCUGGUAUAUUCGAAAACGAGCCUCAUCCGAAUGACGACGUCAGGACCCACGUACAGGUCGGGGACUCGCAAUGUCUGCUUACAAACUAUGUCAAGCGACGACUCGAGCACAUCCCCGGUUUUCCUCGACCUGUGAAAGAUACGGGAGACAAGGCUUACCGUAUUUCCUCCACGUUGCAUAGGGGGUUGGGCAUGUUCGCUGCACGCCGGUUCAACACAGGCGACCUCAUCGCUGACGAGAGGCCUUUGAUGGUUUACCCUCUUGGUCCAUCGACCGAUCUCAGCUCGAUGUCAAAUGGGGUGCGAUCCAACCAGUCGAAGUAUUCACAGGAUCUUAUUGGUUCGAUUUUUGAGCGCAUGUCUAAAGAGAGUCGGGAGGCCUUCAUGGGGCUUUGUAAGAGCCGUUUGCAUGAUGAUCCACUCUUGGGCGUGAUUUUCGCAAAUGGGUUUCAUCUCGCUGAUGACUUGAAGGAUGAGACUGACAAUGUGAAGUAUUUAUCACCGCUGGCUCCGAACAUCGAAAGUCUGCGAAGGCUCGGAAGGUAUGCGAGCGUCCACAAGGAUCUCUCUAGGGUGAACCACAGUUGCUCCCCGAACGCAUCUUACAAGUUCCACAUAUCCACAUUCUCUAUGCAGCUUCGCGCAGCUAGGGAUAUUGAAGCAGGCGAAGAGAUCUUCACCACUUGUAUCGACAAUCUCCAGCCAGCUGCGGAGCGUGCGAGAUGUCUCUUGCCUCAUGGCAUCGAAUGCACCUGCCGUGCUUGUCUUGACCCCACCAAGAGCGACCCUAUACGCGCCGCUGUGAAGAACCGCCCGGUAUUGUUUACUCCUCGGGAUCUGAAGCCCCCUCAGGCUUGGAUCGAUCCUGCCCUGCAGACCCUGGCGAGGAUAGAGGAAGAAGAACUCCAGGCUUCGACUGAGUACCGCCAGACGUUGCGCCAGUUGUUCAAUGCGUACAUGUACGUAAAAGACGAGGAGAAUGCGCUGGUGUAUGGGAAGAAACUGUGGGCGGCUAAUUUGGCGGCUGGGAAACCGCUCUGUGAGAUGUUUAGGGAUGUGGAGUUGAUGAAGAAGUCGCCUCAGUGGACUAGGCCGAAAUGGUUGUGGGGGGUACAGAAGCGUCAUGUAAUCGUUUGAAAAGCUCUUCGACUCCGUUUGUAACUACUGUAUUUAUACAUGCUUCCAGAUUGUUGUUUCGCACGUUAAGGCCUAGCCGACGUUCUGUCGAUGUGUACAUUUAUCUAUGGCGUUACGUUUCUACGUGCAUACCAACAGAAGAACUUGCCUGAGUUUCAAAAAUUACAUGUGAGUUGUAUUAUAUUCCUGUUCCCGCUA
Molecule: messenger RNA, 1782 nt
Organism: Desarmillaria tabescens
Lineage: Eukaryota; Fungi; Basidiomycota; Agaricomycetes; Agaricales; Physalacriaceae
Exons: 6
Coding region: 169-1584 (471 amino acids)
Molecular function (GO): protein binding
Source: RefSeq, a predicted model, not a curated record